Molecule: messenger RNA, 1532 nt
Organism: Drosophila guanche
Lineage: Eukaryota; Metazoa; Arthropoda; Insecta; Diptera; Drosophilidae
Product: keratin, type I cytoskeletal 9
Exons: 5
Coding region: 113-1240 (375 amino acids)
Cellular component (GO): cytoplasm; ribonucleoprotein complex; nucleus
Molecular function (GO): mRNA binding
Source: RefSeq, a predicted model, not a curated record
UUGGAUGGUUACCCCACACUAGAUUUCUCUGGCAAGUGCACGAUGCCCAUCUCUAUAUUAAUAAAAGAAAAACGCGAAAACACAUAGAGAAAAGAAAAAUAAAUACAUACAUAUGUCUACUGCGAAAGUCUUCGUUGGCAGCCUGCCGUCUGGCUGCAAACCGGACGAGCUCAGACGCCUCUUUUCAAACUAUGGAGCUGUCGUUGAGGCAGAUGUUAUGAAUCGAUGUGGAUUCGUGCAUCUAGAGACUUCCGACAUGGCCGAUGCGGCCAUAGCCGCCCUCAAUGGAACACUUUUCAAAGGAGUUUCAAUUGUGGUUGAGGCCGGCAGGCCAAAAGAAAGAAGCAGAAAUGGAGCCGGCAGUCGUGUCCCGCCAAGUGUCGGCGGUGGUGGCGGCUCAGGGCGCCGAUCGCUGGAGGGUCAGAGUGGUGGCUCGAACAAUAGGCGCGAUGGCGGUGGUAGCGCAGGCGGUAGAUACGGCAGUGAAGGUGGUUUCAACUCGAAUGGCAGUCAGUUUGGGCCUAUUAGGAAUGAGACAAAUUUCAGACAGCAGCGCAAUGCGCCAUACAGCAAGGGACCACCACAGCAGCAGGCGUCGAACGAGUCUCCUCAGGGUUAUAGGAACAAAUUCAGUGUAGGAAGUAAUGGGGGCAGAAACGGUGACGAUGGCGGUCGCCGAUUUCAACACAGGGACAAUAGUGACGGCGCAGGGUCUAGCAAUGCGAAUAGAGGUGCUCCCCAGGGGCCCAGGAGGAACCUCAAAAACAGUCCAUCGAAUAACAAUAAUGAUUUUCUUGCCGGAAACUCCAGCUUUAACAAUCCGAGGGGGGUAAGACAAGAUCGUCGUGGCUUCGCUUUGCCGGUGGAGCAGCAACAGAUGACCUUUGGUGUGCAGCAGAAUCGCUUUCGCAAUGGCAGCAACAGCGGCAGCGGCAAUCGCCACAGUUCCGGAGUCAACGGUGCUGAUCCGCAAGGUAGACGUGGCAGCUACAAUGACCGCGGUGGAUUUAAUGCCAGACGUGGUGCCGCCAACAAUGAGCACAAUAGGCCACAGCGUCAAGGAGGCGCCGGCAACAAGCCGGGACACGAUCAGAGCGGCGGCUUGCAUGGAUCAUAUCAAACAGAGUUUCCUCCACUGGGCAGGCACGAAGGCGGCCGUGGGGGAGGGGCCGUACAUCGGAACCGUUUCAACGGGCCCAGACCGGGACCAAAUAAUAUGGGCGGAAAUAGAAGAUUUUGAAGUGCUGCUUCGCAAAUGCUUCGGCAACUCAAAUGAAUAUUGUAAUAGCCAAUUUUUCUUUUCCAUUGUCUCGCGCGCCCGCCCCCUCUCACAAUUAAUUUAAGCAUAAUAGUUUAUUUUGGUUUUUCUCAUUCGCCCCGAUGCAGUACUUUUAAGACCACAUCAAACAGUAUAUGUAUUUGUUAUCUGUAGCUAAGAUUGUUACAAUAUUUACCGCAAUACUUAAAUAAUCGUAUAAAUUAUGUGCAACUAGAUACGACGAGUCAAUCAAUACAAUCAAUCACAAAUACCA